UCUGGGUAACUCCUUAAUCUUGCGAUUUAAGGGGCGGGGAGAGUCGUGCCUGUAGCUUGAAGGAUAUGCCAACUUUAGUACAGGCGCGUGAGAUGAGGUCGAUGACCUGGUGCUGACUACGGCGAGCCCCUGCUCCCGGUGAGAGCCGAGCUGACGUGCGGCCCCGUCAGGGCAGGUCGGCGCUCGCCUAGCAUGAGGGAGAUAGCUAUCCAGACGGACGCGCUGCCGCUGCUGCCCGCCAUGCCGCCGCCGCGCCACCGCUACCUCCGGCUGCUGGCGCUGCUGGCCGCCGCCGUGGCCACGUUCAUCGUCGUCUACUUCACGUACGUGUGCCCGGCGGGGACGUGCGGCAGCCUGCCGGCUGACCGGACACUGCCGCUGGCGCCGCUGAUGCUGACGGACCGCCAGGGCCGGCCGCUGCCGUCGGCCGCCGCCUCGCUCAGCUUCGAGGAGAUGCUGACCGAUGACUUCCGCUUCGACCUAGAAGACCGUGACGUCAUCGUGUUCCUGCACAUCCAGAAGACGGGCGGCACCGAGUUCGGCCGUCAUCUGGUGCACGACCUGCAGCUGAAGCGGCCCUGCGUCUGCCACCGCCGACAAAAACGAUGUCAGUGCUUCCGGCCCGGCAGCAACAGCCACUGGCUGUUCAGUCGCUACUCGACCGGCUGGAAGUGCGGCCUGCACGCCGACUGGACCGAGCUGACGUCGUGCGUCGACGAGGCGAUGGACCACAUGGAGCGCGACGAGAAGAAGCGGCGUUACUUCUACAUCGCCCUAUUGCGUGAGCCGGUGCAACGGUACCUCUCUGAGUGGAAGCACGUGCGGCGAGGCGCCACCUGGAGCACCAGCCGACACUGGUGCGGCGGCCGGGAGGCCACGGAGAACGAGAUUCCGUCCUGCUACGUGGGCGACGGCUGGGACGGUGUGACGCUGGACGAGUUCCUCGCCUGCGACUCCAACAUGGCCAACAACCGGCAGACGCGCAUGCUGGCUGACCUGCACCUGGUCAACUGUUACUCGCAGGCGGGCAUGUCGUCGGCUGAGCGUGACCGCGUCCUUCUGGCGAGCGCCAAGACCAACAUCCGCCAGAUGGCAUUCUUCGGCCUCACCGAGGAGCAGCAGCGCAGCCAGUACAUGUUCGAGGAGGUGUUCAACCUGCGCUUCGUCACCGCCUUCGCCGCCUACAACAAGACGCACGCCGACUCGGCGCUGCGCUCGCUGCGGCCGGACCAGCUGGCCGCCGUGCGUCGCCGCAAUCGACUCGACCUCGAGCUGUACGAGUACGCGCGCUCGCUGCUCGCCCAGCGGUUCGAGCGACUCCGAGCGACCGACAGCAGCUUCGAGGCGCACUACAGCAGCCUCGGCAAGCUGGGCGACGACUACUCGCGCGAGGUCGACCGACGGCGGUGAUUGGCCGCACGCGAGGUUGGUCGCGGCCGUGAUUGGUUCUCUUUGACAGGCAAUGACGUUGAUUGGGCUGAUUGCUGAUUCAAGCGGCCGGCGGCCGUGAUUGGUCUUUUCCAGGCUGGCGUGGCCGAAGAUCGGGGAAACAUAGAGCUGGCUGCUGCCGUGAUUGGUCGUCUCGAGACUAGUGACGCCUGUGAUUGGUGGGCGUUGGACACUAGCGGUGCCGUGCAUUGGCCAGCUUACGGCUGGGAAGCUCGCCUCAUUGUCUGAUUAGUGGUCUCUGACUUCUACCACAUCAGACUAUUGCAGUUCCAGGUGACAAAUAGUCGUUUUUGGUGGGGUUUAUCAUUAAUUUUGAUCAUUGCUGCCGUCUGCACGUGGCGUCCAACGCGUUUACAACGUCAUGCCGUCGAUAUGUGGACGACGGGAACGUUUGAUCAGAGCGUGUGUAGGUGGACUGUGAGACGACUGCUGUGGGGAAGUGACGUUCCCUCUUUGCCGCAACACGUCUUUUUUGAUCACCGGUAGCUUUGUGUCUUUUUGUGCCAUUGGCGGCGUUUUGCAGCUUUCUGGCUCCGUAUCGUGAGGAAAUGGGCCGUAUAUGUUAAAGGGGAGUUCGAUUGUGCCCCUGUGUAAUUUUUUGGCUUGUGUUGAUGAGGUUUGACCCCUGCCGUAUAACCGCGGAGUCACGUGGGGCUUUUCUACUUUUGAUUCUUGCGCUAUCUCUCGUGUUAAGUGGGUGAUCGGCGCGUGUCGGGCAUGAGCUGUGACCGACGGCGUGGGCGACCACCGCCUGUCACGCCCUAGCUCGCCCCAGCCAAAGUGUGCACACCCCACUCCGACGUCCUGCCACGCCUGCCGAGCGCUGGUGACUGGCGUGGUAUUCCCGUGCCACCCAAGACAGUCAACCGUGCACCCGUGACGCUGCUGGUCACCACGGGUGGCCGGCACGCCCCCCCCCCCCCCCAACAGUUCCGCGCGCUGUAAGAUAGUUCGCGGCGAUCGUGACGGCAUUUAUCAACUGCUGGGCGAAUGACGCGCGUGCCGAUGACUGGCUACAAGACCGCUGAUUGACUGAAGCAGCGUUUAUCCGGCUCGCCUUUAUGAUGUUGUGUACGUUCCCGCUCACGACGUGGAUCAUGUUAUGUUCUGGUGUGAGUUGGGACCUGCUCAUGUGCCACCUUGUUUCGGCGCUGCUGCCGUGUUGGCUGUUCUGUUGCCGCCCCUGUCCGGGCUGGCGGGCCGCGGGCGGCCGGAGACCGCCUCCUCUGCCUGAGGCGGUGCCGACGGUCCGCCGCGUGGUGUCACAUAUCCGUAUUUGCCUUUCAUUGUGUCCAUAAUACUCUGCUGAGUGCGAGGAAGGAGGUCGGGCGCGGUCCGUCCGCCCGACAGCGCGCCAGUGACUUCGGGGCGGCGCUGGAGCCCGCACCGGCCGCAGCGCGGCCGAGCACCCCCGGUCGCGGGUCGACCGAGCGCCGCCCCGUCGCGGUGCUGCGUGCGUUGGCGGGUCAGGCCCGGCGGAACCCAGGCCCGCCCGAGCGCCAACGCAGCACCGUGCAGCGCUGGAUCACGUUUCGCGGUUCUGAGGGCGGUUCGCUCGGUAGUGGUGGUCCUGGUGCUGACGUGGAGAGGAGGGCUCCGACGGGGUAUCGUGAGCGACGCUGUGUCGCUGUGUAUUGUGCCGGCCGGUGCAGCGCCGACGGACGCUGAAGUCGGACCGGCUGGUGCAGCGGCGUCCGCUGAUCAGGGCGGAUAUUGUGUGUGCGUUUGUGUGUGGCUGACGGGGGUGCACAUAAUGUGAGAUGUGCGCUGCAUCGGCACCGGGUACUGAUUCCAACUUGCUGCAGAGGCUGUGUCCCAUUCUCCGAUGAGAAUGGGCCGACCAGGGUCGAUAAUGUCGACGUUUUUUAACCAAAGUCAUUGAAUA
Messenger RNA from Pollicipes pollicipes, 3334 nucleotides. Its product is annotated as heparan-sulfate 6-O-sulfotransferase 3-B. The record is from RefSeq and is a predicted model, not a curated record. The transcript is spliced from 5 exons. Lineage: Eukaryota; Metazoa; Arthropoda; Thecostraca; Pollicipedomorpha; Pollicipedidae. The coding region runs from base 193 to 1410 and encodes 405 amino acids. Gene Ontology annotation, cellular component: membrane. Gene Ontology annotation, molecular function: heparan sulfate 6-sulfotransferase activity.